Messenger RNA from Thamnophis sirtalis, 820 nucleotides. The record is from RefSeq and is a predicted model, not a curated record. NCBI's taxonomy places the organism in Eukaryota, Metazoa, Chordata, Lepidosauria, Squamata, Natricidae.
UAUUUUUCUCUUUCAGUUGAAUGGAUUGCUGCGGUCGCUUUUGCUGCGGGAACAGCAGCUGUUGGGUAUUUCGCUUACAAAAAGUAUUUUAGCAAGGGCAAAGGUUGCAGUGGAAUGGUGAACCUCCACAUUCAGAAAGAUAAUCCCAAAGUAGUUCAUGCAUUCGAUAUGGAAGAUUUGGGAGAGAAAGCAGUAUACUGCCGAUGUUGGAGAUCUAAAACGGUGAGAGAACAGCAGGCUCAAAUCCCUUGUAAAUUUUUUAUUGUGAAUGUAUUUGUCGAAUUUCCAAAACAAAAUAAUGACUGCUAGAUUAUAGUUAAGUAUCGGUGGUGUCUGUGUGUAUAAACAGGAAGCUGUUAUUAGGGAACGACUUUUACAUUCAUCAUUGAAGUAACGAUCAAAGAGUAUUUGAAACAGAGAAAUCAUGAUAAUGUGACGAGAGAUGUGAAGGUUCACAAGAAUUGGGAGAGGGAAAAACAUUGAAAAGAAUUUCUGCAAGAACUCUGUAAAGAAUUGGCAUAUCCUAUAUUUAUAAAUCAAUGGCUAAGAGUUCCACAGAAUAUUAAGUAAGUUUGUUAAAUCUAAUUCAACAGAUAACACUUUUUCAUGUUUGUUGGGUGAGUCAGAGAUUGUUUUAGAAAGCCUGGCUUUCAACACAAUACAAUGGAUCAGGGUACAUUUAGUCAUAUGAUACAGUUUGUCCUUCUGUUGACUUGGUUUGGUUCAAUAGCCAUAUCUUAGUUAAGGUGGGCUUACAAAGAUAGAUCAGUGUUCUGUCCCCCCCUUCCCGGCUCGUUAACAAACGCAGGCAGGCAACUUA